AUGGCACAGCCAGACGGCGCCCAGACAUUAAGGCGAUUCCUUGCUGGACUGCCGCGCUCCAAUGACUACAAGUUUACGAAUCAGGUCAGAUCGCUGAUUCGGUCGACAUUGAAUAAAACGGCAGGGCUUGAUGAAUAUCAGCUGAAAGUCGAUCCUGACGUGCACAAUCACUUCAAUCGCCCCUGUGGACGCAAGUUCCAGCGUGGAGAAGCUUGCUAUAGGUGUCUCACCUGUGGAUUCGACGAAACUUGUGCCCUGUGCUCUUACUGCUUCCAACCUCAGCAUCACCAGAACCACCAGGUCCAUAAAAGUAUCAUACAGCGGGAGACAAACGGCUGCUGCGACUGUGGAGACCCCGAGGCAUAUGGCUCACUGAAGUGUGACUUGUCGAAGAACCAAAUAAUGGAGCAGACUCCUUGCACCCCAGAGUUCGAGGCCACUAUCAGUAUUGCUCUGGAUUAUAUCUUGGACGUCAUGAUGCACUCUUAUGCGUGCAUUUUGCCCCCUAAAACACGUCUGGACGUGUUGCACUGGUCAGAGCUAUCUGAAUUGGACUACCAUCUCUAUGGAGUCAAGGACGAAAACUCGUACAAGUUCGCAUUGGUGCUCUACAAUGACCAAAUACACCAGUAUAGAGACGCCGUGCAGCGCGUGAGGUUUGCUACCGGUAAGGUGAACGAGUUCGCAGAAAUGGUGGUGUCCAAGUGCAAUUCUUUCGGUAAAGCAGUGGUGAUGAUCUCGACAGACAUUGAUUUUUUGCUGAAGAAGCAAUCUAUACUCACGUCUACAGGGCUGACUGCUUGCAUCCGAAGUUGCAGAGAUGUUUUCAAGGAGAACGUUUGCGAUGAGCUGAUUAUGUGGAUAUCAGACCUCACCAACUCAAUGAUUGUGAAGAACAAUUUGAACUACCAAGACGCCAUUUGUGUGGCAUUUCUCAGCAGAUACAACCGUGGAUACAAAGACUUGCCAGUGUCUGUCCAGGAAUUGAAGCUUCAGGACUAUAACCUCAAUCGAGAUAAUUAUGAUGGCGCAUUACCAAGGGACACUCUGGUAUACUACAAGUUUCAAACACACUACACCCCAUUGCAAUAUGAGUGGGAGAUUCCUUCGGAUAUUUUAAAACAAUGCCAGUAUUCCAACCUCUCUCUUCUGGGGAGCGGUAAGAACUAUGUCCAUUUUGAGGGUUCCCGAUUCCAAUAUCUAGCAUAUUUUGACAUUAGAUUCUGCAAGACCAUUCGAACGAAACUGCACGAUAUUUACGUUUCAGUCAUCAUUAAUGAUUUAAAGUACAAACUCCUUUUCACCGCACAAUAUGUUGACAUAUACGUAGAUCUCACGACAAUGUUUCUGUCGCUGGAUCGGGAACCAGAGUAUUCAUUGUUGCCGAUACUGUCGCCUCAGCUUUUUACAUGUCCUUCAAACUGUACCGCCAUAGUGAAACAUGGAGACAUGUGCAAAAUGAUAGAAAUGGUUGAUUACUAUGUGCGAACAGGGUUUACCAAAGCAAGUCACUCGCAAUACACCUCCAAUAAGACUGGACUUCUGUACUUCUCACUGAAGAAUCGCAAGUGGGGGCAUAUUUUUUUAGACAUGACCUACAUCAUUAGCAGAAAUCAAAUCAACGGCAAUCUAUUUUCAUAUCUACCAUACUUUAGCAAGCUGUUAGACGUUUUAUCAGUGUUUCAAGGGAGACCAGCCAUCAAGCGUGAGGCUACCACUCACGUAGAAUAUGAACUUACAGACUACGGACUCUAUUUCAAUGGAAUGUCGGUGAUAUCUCACUUUCUGGAACACAUUUCCAAGGCACUCAAUAAAACUUCUUCCGAAGACUCUUCGCACUAUUUGUUGAAGCUCACUGUUUGCCAAAUUAUACGUACUUUGUUCAUCAAGCGUGAAUCUCCGAAAGAGAGUGAGAUGGGAGUUAACAAAAUAAUUGAGAACCAAGAACCCAUGGUUGAGUUUCAUACAUUACAAAUCAACAAUGUUUCCACUCGUAUCGUCAAGUUUGACGUGUUGAGUGAGAAGGUGAGCUUUUUGCACCCGUUACACUCUUUCCUUUCUUGGUGUAUUGAGAUGAGCCCGUCUCUUUCGAAAGAGUCAAUAUUUGGAUUUUUCAUGGAUUGCAUUGAUCAGAUUCCUCGGAUGUUGGACGUUGGCUUGCCGGAUGCCUUUCUCACGGGUGACUAUACAAAAGCAGUGUUUGAUAUUCCUUUAAGGACAAUUGUAUUGUUGUCGCAAAUCAAGGUCGGACUCUGGGUUAGAAACGGUCUGAGUAUAAGAAAUCAAAUGAACAUUUACAAGAACUCUGGCAUACGUGAGUUUGGUUAUUUCAGAGACCUGUUUUUGGUCCAGGUGUUUUGCGCCUUCCAAAGCACUGAUGUAAGCCUACCCACGUUGAUUGAUAGAUGGAGUCUUGUUGAUUGGUGUCAAGGAGAUUAUGAAAAUUCUCCAUACACCACAGCGCAUGUUCAUGAAAUGGCCGAAGAAUUUAUCUUGUUCUUGAUCAACUUGCUCACUGAGGAUUUGCACCUGCACAAGAAAAGUGCAGCGGAAAUUCCAGAUUUGCGAAUUAGGAAAGAAAUUAUCCAGUCUCUAUGCUUCAAGCCCGUCAGCUAUAGCAAAAUAACGUCAGAAAUAUCAGAACACAUAACCUCAGAAAAGAGGUUCUUUAUUGUGUUCAAUCAGUGCGUUGAUGAGAUUCCUCGGAAAGCAGCUUCCGAGUCAUUCAAGGAUGCAAAAACAUACAAAUUGAAAGAGGAGCUUUACGAUGAAGUAGAUCCCUACUACAUUCACUAUAGCUCAAAUAAGAGGGAGGAUUGUAUGAGGAUACUCAAGGAGCGUAUUCAUCACAUCACGAAAGUACCGAUGGCAGAAGUCUACGUUUCUCCAAAAAGAAUUGACUGGGAUGAUGGUCCAUUCAAAAGCCUGACUAAGAUUACAUGCUCUGUCCAUUUCAUAUCUAUUCUCGAAAGCACGCUCAAAUACUGUUGGGACCAUGUCAAGCCAGAGUUUUCCAUUGACACAUUGCUUGAUUUCACAUUGCAUCUGACACAUAUCGCUGUGUGCUUGCCCAAUGCCUCCGAAUUUAUCUCGCUCUACAUCCGGAACUCCAAGGUUCCAUCAUUGCUCUACUCAUUGCUUCUAAAAGAGAAAUUUAGAGCUUUCUUUCCAAAAUGCAAGGCCAUUUUGAAAAUUGUGUGCGACCAUUUUGAAAACGAUCUUGACGUGUUGACCCAAAUGAUGCCGGAAUAUAACCCGUCAAAUAUCAAGCCAUCCAGCGCAUCUGAAGAGUCCACUUCAGAUAAGAAAAAACGUCUGGCAAAGAAAAAACGCUCUCAAAUCCUGGCCAAGUUCAAGAAGCAGCAACAGAAAUUUGCGGAAAACUUUAGUAUCGAUGGUACCGAUUUAAUGGACGUCGAUGACUAUGACUCUAAUGAGGAAGAUAAUAGCUGGACAUAUCCUCAUGAAAGAUGUAUUCUUUGCCAAAUGCCUGCGAACUAUGAAAAUGAACCGUUUGGGAUCAUCAGUUACAUUGUGCAAAGCAACGAAUUUAGAUCGAUUCCGUUUGAUGAUAGAUAUUGGUUUUACAAGAGCUUCACUGGCAAUGCAAAUUUGGAUGAGGCAGAAAUCACCAGGAAUACCAAACUGCAGGCUUAUCUAAAUAAGGUGGAAGAAGAUGCCGUCAUUGGGCCCGGAUUCCCAAGUAACGAGCACGCUUGUAACGAAAACCACGCGGUCUUCAACAGCUGUUGUCACGGUAUGCACUUCUCCUGUUACACAAGCUUUCUUAAAUCGAUUAAAGCGAGACAAGUUUCACAGAUUACAAGGACAAUACCGGAAGACGUAUCUCGCCAGGAAUUCCUGUGUCCAUUGUGCAAAGCUGUUAACAACAUUUUUGUUCCGAUAUACUAUACAUCAAACAGCACAAGUCUGGUCAACAAACUCAGAAACAAGUCAGAAUCAAUUCUCGACCCAGGACUAGAGGACUUUUUAGCGAACAGUUCCGCACACCUCGAUGUCAUCAAGAACGAUCUGAUUGGCUACGUGAAGUCUAAUGUCAAACCCCAAUACUGGUUCAUUAAGGAUGACAAUUUGACAGUUGAUACAGCGUCUAAGUCUUUUUUGGCACUGAAUCACUCGCUAAGCGCACUCGCUGUCCUUUCCUUACCGUUUGAUGGUAUAAGUUCGCUUAUAACAAAAACAAUUGAAUCGGUGGAAAUCUCUCUAAGAGGGCUCUACUAUGACCCAGGGGCCUUGCAGCUUUUGAUUUACGAAAUUCCUAACCAGUCUCUGACCUCAUUGCGUGUUUGGAAUCAAUUUCGCGAGCUCAUCAGAAACACAGAGACAGCUACAUCAACGACAAAUCAAUACAGUCGCAGCUACUUAACAUAUCCCGAAAGACUUUUGGGACUAUGGAACAACAUAUACAAAGAUGAAGACCUUCUUCAUGAGGGUGAAGACUACUUCAAGCUCCUAGUCGGAGCCGAGGAGGUUCCUAGCCUGGGUCUGGAUUACAGCAGGCUUCUUCAUUUGUGCUAUCUCAAGCACGUGAGACAAUCAGUGUUGAGUUUGAUGAGCAAGUUGGAGGUUAUGAAGUUUGACUCGGAGGAUAUGGUCAAUGAUCUCGCCGACAUACCGUAUGACUCGCCCAAGCUUGACCGUAUAUGGCAGGUGUUUUGCGGAAACGAACAUUCGCAGGCCAGUCGAGUUUUGUACUCGAUGCUUGUGAGGCUGGUAACGCCAUUCCUUAGAAAAUGUCUGAUCUAUUCCUUUGUGCGCUUUUCGGUCCUCCUUCCAGGUGAGCUUCCGGACUUGACUCAAUUUUCUCUUGAAUGUGACAAGUUAUGUGCAGUGAUGAAUCUUCCGAAUCUUUAUGAUGUCUUGGAAGCCUUUCCGCUAGAGCAAUUCAGAACUUCUAUGGAAAGAAAAUUGCAGUUGCGAGAUGCUAGAAUCCAAUUCCCCGCUCAAAUGAGACUGAUUCCUUUGCCUCAGCGCUUGAACAAAUUCUUCAGUCUUUACUAUAACAAACUUACAGAUAAACCUUCUGAUCCUGCUAUAUGUCUAUUCUGUGCCAAGUUGGUCCAUCUCCAGGUUCAGAAUUAUGGUGAUCGUCUAGGAGCUUGCAACAUCCACCUAAAGUGGGAGUGCAUAAACGGAGAGUUUGGCAUAUUUUUCAUUCCAAAAAGCAACUCUAUUCUUCUGUUGAACAAGGGUAAAGGAUCGUUUUUCGAAAGUCCGUAUUUGGAUGACUACGGUGAGAUAGAUCAAGAUUCCAAAAAGGGACAUGACCUGUCGCUUUCGCAGCCCAAGUACGACGAAUUUACCAGAACUGUCUGGCUGCAGCAUAACAUUCCUAAUCAAAUUGCCCGCAAGCUGGAGAGCCAGAUCGAUAUUGGAGGCUGGGAGACGUUAUGA
This is a messenger RNA of Ogataea haglerorum, 5415 nucleotides long. RefSeq lists its product as uncharacterized. Gene Ontology annotation, molecular function: ubiquitin protein ligase activity; zinc ion binding. Gene Ontology annotation, cellular component: cytoplasm; ubiquitin ligase complex. The record is from RefSeq and is a predicted model, not a curated record. Gene Ontology annotation, biological process: ubiquitin-dependent protein catabolic process via the N-end rule pathway; protein ubiquitination. The transcript has a single exon. Bases 1 to 5415 code for a protein of 1804 amino acids. Lineage: Eukaryota; Fungi; Ascomycota; Pichiomycetes; Pichiales; Pichiaceae.